AUGGUUCACCUAUCUAUGAAUAGAAGACAAUGUCAUAUUUGAAUUGACUUGAAUUAUUGAUUGAGCUAUGAAAUAAAACACAGAAUAUUUCGAUAUUAUUAUUUAAUAUAAUUAGAUAUAUAACAAUGUAGCACCACGGUUGUGGUUAUCUACGUCCGUGGGUUAUUAGUGUUAUUUUUCUAUUCGUAGCAACACCAAAUAAAACUUCAAAACAUGUCAAAAGUCAUCAAAAUCAAAAAUUUGUUGAUGACAUGCGGCUUUCCAUGUUUUAAAAUUUAUAAUAUUUGAAAUCGAAUUAGUCUUUUGAAUAAAUCGUUCUGUGAAACAAAAAUGGUUCAAAGCAACCUUUGGAAGUUCUUUGAUGCUGAUGAUUUGAAGGGGUUUACAUUGAUAAUUCCGAGCGUUGCAGUGGGAAAUGUUGGUCAGCUCGCCUGUGACUUGCUAAUUUCGUCUUUAAAUAUGAAGAAAAUUGCAUCGGUUUACAGCCCAGCUCUUAUUCCAGUUGCCGGUUAUGAUCCAUACGACUUGAAAUCAAGCAAACUUUCAAGCAGUUGUGAAGCAUACAAAUGUGGAGAAAGACAAUUGGUUAUUCUACAGCUGAGAGCACCUCUUAUCUUUGAAUACGCACAAAAUUUCCUUGAGGAUGUUGUAAACCAAUUCAAAGCAAAACAAAUUAAGGAUAUUAUUGUGCUCACCAGCAGUUUUGCUCAUGAAAGGAAGCACAUUAUGACAUCGCCAUUUAGAUACUUAGCAAGUGAGACUUCACCAUAUGAAGAGUGCAUGAAAUCUUUGAAUUGGUUGGUGCAUGAGUCAUUAGAACGUGACAUUAAGAUAUACGGAGGGGGCUUUGCAACUCAAAUAUUUCAAAUUUGUAAAGAGCAUGAUGUGCCCUCUCUAAUAAUAUACAAAUACUGUUCAGAAGGAGAUAAUAUUCCUGAUGCCUAUGAAAUGGUUCAUUAUUUAAAUAGUCUUCUGCAGUUUUAUAGUGAAGGAUCAGAUUUGAUGUCUGAGUUAAUACAGCCUGUGUCAUGGAAGCUUCUGUUUGGCCGACCACCACCAAGAGAUAUUUACUAAUAAAAUAUAUUUUGAUUUC
This is a messenger RNA of Cydia pomonella (codling moth), 1093 nucleotides long. Its product is annotated as proteasome assembly chaperone 2. Lineage: Eukaryota; Metazoa; Arthropoda; Insecta; Lepidoptera; Tortricidae. The transcript has a single exon. Gene Ontology annotation, cellular component: nucleus; cytosol. The record is from RefSeq and is a predicted model, not a curated record. Gene Ontology annotation, biological process: proteasome assembly. Bases 331 to 1074 code for a protein of 247 amino acids.